GUAUUCCGUGCAGUGGUGCGGAAGCACCACUUUAUCGACGAUAGCUUGUCACUGUUGGCUGUGUACUGGAGCGUCGUAAGAUCAUCUUGACUUCUUUCGCGUCUUCAUUCUGCAUCAAACAUGAGUUGUGCUGAACCUGAAAGUCCGCCCUUUCCUUAUUGGGUCAACAAGCAGUUCAUAGAGUCUGUGCUGAAUAAUGGAAAUGAGGGGACCGCGCUGACGGUGAAAAUAUUCGAAUUUGACUCUGCCUCCAAGCGGGGCAUGAACUUCUCAAGCGACGUGAUCAGAAUUGUCGCGGCUGUCAGACCUGGAGAAUCCGACGCCUAUGAAAAGAGGAGCUUCGUACUGAAGUACUUGGAGAUAGAUUGGGAAAGGGAAGACGUCCCAAAGGACUUCCAGACGGAAACAAUUGCGCUGGAUGAAGUGAUGCCACAGGUACAUAAACUGCUGAGGAGUGUGGAGGGCGAGGCGUUCCGGCCUGUGGCGCCGCUCUGCCAUGUGGCAGGCAGUACGCCCUUCCCGUUCCUCGCCAUUGAGGACCUCUCGCCGGCGGGCUUCAGCACGGCGGAUGCUGCACUCCCUCUGGACUACGAGCAGUGCGCAGCUGUGGUGCACGCCUACGCCCGCCUGCACGCCGCCUCGGCGAGAGUCCUCAAGGACCGGCCACACUACAAAACGCUCUUUGAACCAAAGAAUACCAUGAAUGAGGGUCUGCAGGAGUACUACAGGCAGUUCUCCGACCAUCUCUUCAAAGCCGUGGCCCGGCAGCUUAGAGCUCACAGUGGGUUCGAAAGCUACGCUGAAAAGUAUGAACGGCUUGCAGAAAAAUUCACAAACGACUUCUUCAGCUACUGGAGGUCAACGGAAAUAAGGCUGCCAGUUAUUCUGCACGGCGACUGUUGGAAGUACAACUACAUGUUUGCAAAUGUGGAUGGAAAUAAUAUAGAUGUUAGGCUCAUAGAUUUUCAGGGCAGCAAGGUGCACAGUGGGGCAGCGGACCUGCUGCACUUCCUGUACAGGAACGCCAGCGUGGAGGUGCACCGCGACCACCUGGACGCUCUGCUGGCCGACUACCACGGCACGCUGGUGGCGCUCCUGCGCCAGCUGGACAUGACUGCCGAGGCGGACAGCUACCCCCUGCAGGCCCUCGUCGACGACGUGCAGGCGGCCGGCGCCUGUGCCGUCUACUACAGCGCACUGAGCCUCAUGUCGCUUACCUCGCACAGCCACACUUCCGAGUGGGGGAAGUUUUUCCAAAUCGCUGACGGCUCGGCGUCUCUCAUGGAAGAUGUUUUCAGAAAUCCCCAUUAUGUUUCGUGUUUGAAAUACCUUGCACCUGUAUUUGACAGAAAGGGUCUUCUAUGAGCUAACGUAAGAGCAGAGUGGUUUGGUGAUGAAAGACCCUAUACUGACUAGAACAGUGGUUCCAACCUCUCUUAGACCAUUACACCUGAGUGCAAUCAGACAUUAGGUAGAACCCCAUCCCUUCUACUCCCCCCCCCCCCCCCUCCCUGCUGUCUGUUGCACCCCAUUCCCCCACAUUAGCACCAACUAGCACCUAACUAAACUGUAGCAUGAAAGUCUUUUCUUGGAACACUUUUAUUUUUGAAAUUAUGAAAGAUGAAUGAUGUUUUGUGUGUGCGUGUGUGUAUGUGUAUUAGGAGGGGUGAAGAAGGAAUUCGUGAUGCAUCGCAAGUGCUACCAAUAACUCCUUCUCAGGUAAGAAAGCUAACUGUCCAUAGUGGUGAACACUUGUUACAAAACAUACUUCCUCUGCGUUACCCCUUUCCUUUGUGGCACUUGCUUGGCCUACACACUGCAGUCUCAUUUAAAAUCAAACAGGGGACUAAUGACCACAGCAGUUGAGUCCCAUAGUGCUCAGAGCCAUUUCAAAAUCAAACAGAUUCAGACCUGUGCACUAGGUCACCUUACUGCUGCAUUCCCUACUUUUGAAAUGGCAGAAAUCGGACGACUUCAGAUGUUAAUGCUUUGUGCCUAACCAGUCUGAUAAUAAUAUCACCGUGUACAGCACUACAGUAGCGCUUAUGUAGUCACUGCUGUGUCGUGCUGUCAAUUAAUUCAUUUAUCUCUCACGAAGCGAGUAAUGGAGCAAUUUCUGUACUACUGCAGUUAUUGAAACUUGCUGGCAGAUUAAAACUGUGUGCCGGACCGAGACGCGAACUCGGGACCUUUGCCUUUUGCGGGCAAGUGCUCUACAAUCUGAGCUACCGAAGCACGACUCACGCCCGGUCCUCACAGCUUUACUUCUGCCAGUAUCUCGUCUCCUACCUUCCAAACUUUACAGAAGCUCUCCUGCGAACCUUGCAGAACUAGCACUCCUGAAAGAAAGGAUAUUGCGGAGACAUGGCUUAGCCACAGCCUGGAGGAUGUUUCCAGAAUGAGAUUUUCACUCUGCAGCGGAGUGUUCUCUGAUAUGAAACUUCCUGGCAGAUUAAAACUGUGUGCCCGACCGAGACUCGAACCAGGACCUUUGCCUUUCGCGGGUAAGUGCUCUACCAUCUGGGCAGUUAUUAUCUACAACUUGGAAAAUAAUUUUUUUGGGAUAUUUAAUCUACAACUUGAAAAAGACAUUUUCUUGAGAUAUUUAGCAUUUGUUAUGUGUACGUCUCACUUUUAUCAUCAACGAUGUACGGAUCCAAGCACAACAUAUGUCUGUAGUGGGUCGACUAUGUGGGGAACCUGGAACCUCCACCGUAUAUGCUUCUAGUUGAUAAAAAGUAAUUAUUUAUAACGUACUUAAUAAACAUUAGAGUCUUACAGAAGUGUGAUUAAUGGUAAUGAUACUUGAAAAAUGAUCUGAAACAGAAUCGCAUUGUUUAGUUUUUACCCCUCAGAAAAUUUCAGUUGACCCCUCAGGGAGUAAUUACUCCCAGGCUUGAAACCUAUGGGCUAGAAUGAUAAGUGGUGUCAACGUUAUAGAUGUACUUUGUACUGUGUUCUGUGAUGUGUUACUGUCACGAUUUGGAUGUUAUGCAAAUUAUGGAGGAAAUACUGAUAAAUAAAGACUUCGAUUUCACUAUA
Molecule: messenger RNA, 3042 nt
Organism: Schistocerca gregaria
Lineage: Eukaryota; Metazoa; Arthropoda; Insecta; Orthoptera; Acrididae
Exons: 3
Coding region: 121-1365 (414 amino acids)
Source: RefSeq, a predicted model, not a curated record